AUUCCGGAAAUAAUCAUGACACAGGAGGCCACCAACUACCAUUUCCAUCCCAGUCGUGUACAGGAGGUGGUCCAAGGUGUGGAUCGUUUGGUGCAGGCCACCAACGAGGAUCUUCGCCGUUUCCGUCAGGAGCAGGCCCAAUUGAGGGAGAACAUCAAGGAAGUGCGUAUGGAAAACUAUAGCCUGAGCAGGGAAUUGUCCAAAUAUCAGAAACUAAUGGCCAGCGGAGACUACCAGGAUCUUAGCAAGCGGCUCAAGCUCACCAGUGAGGCUUUGGCGACAUCCAAGCAACAGGUUGAGGCCCUGCGUGAAGAGCAAAGGCACCUGCGUUCCAUGCAAACCUGUUCCCAAAGAACCAUAGACAACAUGGAGCUGGAGCUUAAAAAAUACCGAGCUCAAUUGCACGAGUCAGGUGACGAGGCGACUAUCCAGCAGUACGUGCGACACAUUAAGAUGCUAGAAGCAAAGCUAAGUGGCCAGCAGCAGGAAAUACGCACCAAGGCGGAGACCAUCAAGUUGCUGCAUGACCACAAGCAGCGGGAUGGCGAGAAGCUGCAUAAAUUACAGGCCCAGUUGAGAGAACAAAACCAAAAUCAGGAUCAAGUCUCUAGUUUGCAAAAUCAACUAAAGGAAUACGAGCUUAACCUGGAACAGACCCGCCAGCUGCUCGAGGAGAGCACGCGUCGCGAGAGUGUUGCCAUGAGGAAGGUCCAGGAAGCCUUAGCCCUGAGCGAGGAGGCCGAGCGGGGGCGUAUAGAGGCCGAAAAGCGGGCGGAGGCCAGCAAGGAGGAGGUCAACCAGCUGGCAGGCAGCAUUGGCAGUGUGAUGGAUGAAGCGGCCAAUCGCGUAGACAUCGAGAUAAGUCAGUUUCAAAAAAGGCUUGUCGAAAAGGACAAGACAAUAGCCAGCAUAAAAGAGAAGAUAAAAAAGGAGCUGGCCGGUCACAAGUCGGUGGUGCAUCAGCUGGAAGCGAGAAACAAUCAGCUAGAGCAAAGGGUCAAGGAUGUGCAAAAGCAUAAUGUCAAGCUAGAGGACGAAGUUGAUGUGGCCUGCCGGCGAAUUCACGAGCUAGAGCGAUCCGUCAACGAAUUCCGCGACGAGGAGGUUCAACAUUCUGUAGACAAAAAGCACUACGAGAGCGAAAUAGAGCGCUAUCUGACGUCCUACAGGAAACUAAAGACCAAAUAUCGCACCUCAAUGGAUGACAUGACGCAACGUUUCGAAGAGGUGAUCUAUAAAAUGAGGAAACAGAACUCCGAGUUGCUAGCGGAAAACCAAAUGCUCAAAAGCGGAGCUGCGGGCGACAAUUUUCGGCCAUAGCCCUUAAUUCUGUUUUACAGUUGUACAAAGAUAUAUUUUAUGAUUAGUGUUAAAUACAUAUUUUUUUUGAGA
Drosophila kikkawai is the source of this 1392-nucleotide messenger RNA. Its product is annotated as myosin-4. The record is from RefSeq and is a predicted model, not a curated record. Lineage: Eukaryota; Metazoa; Arthropoda; Insecta; Diptera; Drosophilidae.